UCCAGACUCGGAGCCCGAGGGUGGGCGGCACUAGAGGGAGCUGCGGCCGCGCCCGCCCUGUCGCGCCUCGCUUGCUGCUCGCAGCGCCGCCUCCCCAGCCGCUCGGAGCCGCCGCGAUGGCGGAGGACAGCGAGUCUGCGGCCAGCCAGCAGAGCCUAGAGCUGGACGACCAGGACACGUGCGGAAUAGACGGAGACAAUGAGGAGGAGACGGAACACGCCAAAGGAAGCCCUGGAGGGGAUUUGGGAGCAAAAAAGAAAAAGAAGAAACAGAAGAGAAAAAAGGAGAAGCCGAAUUCUGGGGGUACCAAGUCCGACUCUGCAUCUGACUCCCAGGAGAUUAAAAUUCAGCAGUCUUCAAAACACAACGCCAUCUGGCAGCAGAUUUCAGCGGGAGCAGCCAUGGGUGGUGAUACUAUGGAAGGUGAAUGGAUAGAUUUAAGAAUGUAUCAUAAGAAUCCCACCAUCCCUAUUCAGAAGCUACAGGACAUCCAGAGAGCAAUGGAGCUACUGUCUGCAUGUCAAGGCCCAGCCAGGAACAUUGAUGAGGCCACAAAGCGCAGAUACCAGUUCUGGGACACACAGCCAGUGCCCAAAUUGAACGAAGUCAUAACAUCUCAUGGUGCAAUUGAACCAGACAAGGACAAUAUCCGCCAGGAACCAUAUUCUUUGCCACAAGGUUUUAUGUGGGACACUUUAGACUUGAGUAAUGCUGAAGUGCUGAAGGAGUUGUAUACAUUGCUGAAUGAGAAUUACGUGGAAGACGAUGACAAUAUGUUCCGCUUUGACUAUUCACCUGAGUUUCUCUUGUGGGCUCUGCGUCCCCCAGGAUGGCUUCUACAAUGGCACUGUGGGGUCCGAGUGUCUUCAAAUAAAAAGCUAGUAGGUUUCAUAAGUGCCAUCCCAGCAAACAUCCGAAUUUAUGACAGUGUGAAGAGGAUGGUGGAAAUCAACUUUCUUUGUGUCCAUAAGAAACUGAGAUCAAAACGGGUAGCCCCAGUGUUAAUUCGAGAAAUAACUAGAAGAGUGAACCUAGAAGGAAUCUUUCAGGCUGUGUAUACUGCUGGAGUAGUUCUUCCUAAGCCUGUGGCCACAUGCAGGUAUUGGCACCGAUCCCUAAAUCCCAGGAAACUGGUAGAAGUGAAAUUUUCUCACUUGAGUAGAAACAUGACCUUACAGAGAACUAUGAAGCUUUACAGACUUCCAGAUGUUACAAAGACUUCAGGUUUGCGACCAAUGGAACCAAAAGAUAUCAAAGCAGUCCGAGAACUAAUCAACAACUACUUGAAGCAGUUUCAUCUAGCUCCAGUAAUGGAUGAAGAGGAAGUGGCCCACUGGUUCCUCCCCAGAGAACACAUCAUUGACACGUUUGUGGUGGAGAGCCCCAGUGGGAAGCUGACUGAUUUCCUGAGCUUCUACACGCUCCCCUCCACGGUUAUGCACCACCCUGCCCACAAGAGUCUCAAGGCUGCCUAUUCCUUCUACAACAUUCACACAGAGACACCCCUGCUGGACCUCAUGAAUGAUGCGCUCAUUAUAGCCAAGUUGAAAGGAUUUGAUGUAUUCAAUGCACUAGAUUUGAUGGAAAAUAAGACCUUCUUGGAAAAACUCAAGUUUGGUAUAGGAGAUGGCAACUUACAGUAUUAUUUGUACAACUGGAGGUGUCCAGGGACAGACUCAGAAAAGGUUGGACUUGUUCUACAGUAGAUGGAUAUGUUACUUCUAGAAGGCUGACAUUCUCAUUUGUUAAUAUUCUAUUUAGUGAGUCCUGGAACUGCCAUUCCAAAGAAGAAUAAAAGCACAAGUUGAGUGAAAUUGAAAUAGUCUAUAACAAUCAGAACAGAUGGCCAAUAGUACACACUUCCAGUUAGGAUGUUGAGAGCCAAUCUCUGCUGUUGACUGAUGUGUGGGAGGGAUGAAAGUAUUCACAGAGCUCUCAUGGUAUAGAGAGAUGUUGUCCUUCCACUCUAAAAGUGGAACUGUUUCUCUGUGAACCAAACAGAAAUGGUGGCAUCAUGUUAAGAAAAACCUUUGCUGUUAGGAGGAGAGUCACUGCUGCUUUUCUGUUUAAGUGGUGAUAUACUUGUAUUACAGAACAAGGAUCCAUAUGUAUAUCACCUUACAUGAUGCCACUGAGAAUGUUUAUAAAAUUGACAUGUGGUAGAUAAUUAUGUAUGGAGCAAUAUGAAAAUGUACCAGUGACUUAGCACAUUUAUUCCAUAAGCAUAGUAGCCAAAUCAGCAACCACACAGGUCUAUUGCAUAAGCAUAGUAGCCAAAUCAGUAAAUAACACAGGUUUGUCCUUUGCGCUUCAGCAGAUCAGACUGUUUCAAAAGCAAAGUUAGGGGCAAAUGUUGAGCAUGCUCACUGAAGAGUACACACCUAACUGACCAGACCUUGCGACUGCUUGCAGUCUUCAUUUCUCAGCAAUGUUAAGGAUGUGUAAGGGGAAGGAAGUAAAAGCUCUAAGGUCAGAUUAAAUGCCCAGAGGAGUGUGUAGUAGUGCUGUCAGCACACAGAUGGUCUGAAUGUUUUUAUUAUGCAAAAUUGCACAUGUUCCUUUACGCUGACUUUAAUUUAUCAUGAAAAUUGUCAUGCUAAUGGAAAAUGUCUUACUUGUAAAUAAGUAUUCAUAAUUUUGUUACUGAUGUUGUUUUUACCUAGAUUUUGAAAAACAAAAGUUUCACAGUGUACAUAUGUGUAUAUGCUGCCACUAAUCCAAGGGAAAAUAAAAUAAUAAACAAGGCCAUUGUAUAGACUGGCCUUCGAGUCAGAGGCCACCAAGUACAUACUUCUUCCUGCCUUUACUACAGUGCCUCUGCUCCAGUCCAGAACACCUACUUCAGACAGUGUAGCAUUUUCUUCUCACUAGACAGGACUCAACCAAAUGUUACCUUUAGGGCACGUCUCACUGUUGGCUGUUCUAGACAGCAUAUGAGCUGAGAAUGGCCAUUAUUAUUUUGAAUGGUUGGGGGAAAUGGCCCAAACAGAAUACAGCCACAUCUUCACAUAUGGCCUGCCUGUGGCUGAAUCAUGCUACAAGGGGAAAUAAAGUAGUUGUGACAAACUGGACUGUAUUGCCUGCAAAGUUAAAGUAUUUGCUGUCUGGCCUCUUAAUGGUGUUUGUGGACUGAGGUCCUAAGAAGUAGGCCACAAAUUGUGCCAUCCCUGAUAGCACCUGGGCCUCACAGGUGUGCAGAAGUGGGAACAGUUCUGUUCCGAAAGACACAGCAGAUUUCUCAUCUCAUACGGUCCAUGCCCAACAGAGUCACGUUUUUAACAGAGCACCUUCAGGAAGUAAAACUACCUAUUCAUUGAAACACCAUUUAGAAAGACUGCAUUAGGUCAGCAAGUUUAGUGAAUCUGGAUUUACAGCUCUUUGGGAAUUGUCUCACUCAUUUUUUAUGUCUAAUACAAAUUGAGUUUUCAGGUCAGUCAUGAAUUUUUUCAUGGGCUUAUUUACCUCAUGAGGAAACUUAAACGAUCCUUUUAGAGAUUUGUUUACUGCACAUUGCAGUUGUUAAAAAACUAUCACUUUAAGUAUACUAAUAGUUAACAUUGGUAUAUCCAUAAUAUAAGCACAUGACCAAUCGAUAUUUUAGAAAAUCACUAACCAGUACAACUGCUCAGAUAUAAAAUAGCUGUUAAAACCAAAUAUAAAUGCAACAGUCUCCGGAGUUUUUUUUAAGUUACACUGCCCUAUCUCUAUAUUCAAAAUGUGCUAUAAGGUUUCUUUCCUUCAAAAAAUAGAAAUUAGUCAGCAAAUGGAACAAAGGUGGCACAGCCCAUGAGUUCAAGCAGAACUUGGGAGAAAAGGUUUCAAUAUCACGUUUACUUCCUCCUAAAUGACAGAAUGAUUGUCCAGAGACAUGGAAGAUUCAUAUCCAAAGCACUGACUACUCCAUUUUCUAGUCUGCAAGACCCAUUGGAUCUCUCCUCUUGCCACAUUUCACCUAAGUUACUACUGUAGUUACUUUUUGUUGUUAGUCUUGUUUUGUUGUUUGUUGCUUGUUUUGGUGCUGGGGAUCAAGCCGGGGAUUGUGUGUGCUAAUAAGUACAUGUUCUACCACAGAGCUAUACCCCCAAUGUACUUUUGAUAGAUGUUAAAUAUUGCAAGGAAAUUAUGUGCAGGGAGGGAAUUCUUAAUAACCUUAUCAGGCUUUUUUUUUUUUUUUUUUUUUUUUUUUUUUCUGUAUUAAACAAGCCUUUCUCCAAGCCUGUGUCAAUGCUUACCUACAAAGAAAGCCAAAUUACCACCAAGUAAAAAUGGUAUGCUGCUUUUGAAAACAGUGUACUGCUUAGCAUUUAGUGUCUCUCCCUUACAACUGAGGAUCUCCAGUUUCAGCCACCUUACUAGACCAGCCUGUGCCCCAUUUUCCAAGUUUGGUAGAGAAAUGUAAGUGCUGUAGGAAACUGAUGUUCUUGCAAGCAAGCGUUGUACGAGCCUAUAAAGCAGUGAAUUUAUACACGCAUGGACGUUAGUCUCAAUAAACUUUGAUUUUGUUAA
This is a messenger RNA of Phodopus roborovskii (desert hamster), 4506 nucleotides long. It is a transcript of the gene Nmt2, whose product is annotated as N-myristoyltransferase 2. The record is from RefSeq and is a predicted model, not a curated record. The transcript has 14 exons. Gene Ontology annotation, cellular component: cytoplasm. Gene Ontology annotation, molecular function: glycylpeptide N-tetradecanoyltransferase activity. Gene Ontology annotation, biological process: N-terminal peptidyl-glycine N-myristoylation. The coding region runs from base 117 to 1706 and encodes 529 amino acids. NCBI's taxonomy places the organism in Eukaryota, Metazoa, Chordata, Mammalia, Rodentia, Cricetidae.